Molecule: messenger RNA, 2052 nt
Organism: Zea mays
Lineage: Eukaryota; Viridiplantae; Streptophyta; Magnoliopsida; Poales; Poaceae
Biological process (GO): mitophagy; autophagosome assembly; protein localization to phagophore assembly site
Cellular component (GO): phagophore assembly site; cytosol; Atg1/ULK1 kinase complex
Source: RefSeq, marked validated
AAAUCAUUCGAAACGCCAAAAUAAAUAAAUUCGUGCUUCAGUGACGGCACCAACAGCGACCCGUUCGAUACCCGGAUUCAAAACCGGAGAGGAAUCCAUCCCCAAUUCCCUUCCUCCCCCCACCCCGUCGCCCAACAGAUCUGGUUCUCCUUCCCAAACAGUUCGAAUUCGAUCGCGCCACGGUCCGUCACCCGCGCCGGCCAGAUUUAUGCAGCCAUGCAGAGCGGCGGGGCCCGGUGCAGUUUGACUACUGCCGCUGCCGCUGCUACGGGGCUGAGGAGGGACCACUUUCGGGAUCCGCAAUGGCGAGCCUGUCGGACUCGGCGGGCGCAGGCGGCGGCCGCGCCGGCGCGGAGCUGAUGGUGCCACAGUUCCUACUCAAGGCGCUGCACGCCAUCCUCGCCGUGCGGUCGCCGCGCCCGCACGCGCCGCCGGCCCCGGCGGCGUCGGCGUCGGCGUUCCGGAGGCGUGACCGGUGGUUCCACCUGCCGAUCCACGCGCCGCCGCCGCCGCCCGCGGCGGAGCACCUGCCGGACCCGUCCCCCGGGGAGCCGCUCGUGGUGGACGUGUACCUGGCCCCAUCGGGCGGCGGGCCAGAGGAGGUGCUCGAGAGGUGGACCGUGGCGUGCGAGCCCUGGCCGUCGCCCGCCGCGGCCGCCGCCGUCGGGGAGGGGCUGGCGGUCAACAGGGCGUACAAGCGAUGCAUCACGCUGCUCAGGUCGCUCUACGCCGCGCUCCGCUUCCUCCCGGCGUACCGCGCCUUCCGCAGGCUCUGCGCGUCUGGCCAGGUGUACAACUACUGCAUGGGCCACCGCGUCGGCUCCUUCGCCGCGCCCUUCUCCCGCGCCGAGGAGGCGGCCAUGCGCACCAAACGCCUCGCCCCCGUCGAGACCCAGCUCGGCCGCCUCGUCGUCUCCGUCCAGUACCUCCCCAGCCUCGCCGCCUUCAACUUCGAGGUCACUUCCCUCGCGUCCGCCGCGAUCAUCACGGAUUACGUCGGCAGCCCCGCGGCCGAGCCUAUGCGUGCCUUCCCACCUUCGCUCACGGAGGCCACCGGCUCGCCCUUUCCGCAGCCCUCGCGGCGCCCCAACAGCUGGGCGUCGCCAGCGCCCUGGCCGCACACGCUCGGGCAACCGGCUAAAUUCUCGCCUCCGCCGGCCCAUUACGCGUCGCCCACGCCCUCGCCACCGACGUUUGGCUAUCUGCACUCGCGGUUUAGCGGUGAGACUGCACCAAUGACCAUACCGCAGGCCGGCGGUGGCAGGGGCACUGUGCACCAUCGGAACAUGUCGGAACCCAGUAGAGCCUUCAUGUUUCCUCCACCUUCGCCAAAGAAUGUGCGAGGGGAGGCAGGGAUGCAGGAGUCACCGACAGAGAUCAAUCGGUCCUUCAAGAGGGCGGAUGGCAUCCGCAUGGGAGAUCUCUAUUCAAACUUGCCGUCUGGUUCUAAGAUUAAGGACACUAAGGAUGAAUCUGGCAGGUUCUCUGGUGUCUUCUCUUCUAGUGGUUCACCAAGACAUGGUUUCUCAAGAAGUUCAAGCAGAUUGUCCAUGCAGGAUGAUACUGAUGAUGCAGAUUUUCCUUUUGCUGUGGAUGAUGUUUAUCCAGAUUCACGGCCAGGGAGUAGUAGUGGAAAGGACACAGGGGAUCAGGCUGGUUCGUCAUCCCAUAAAUCCCAAGAUGCUGCUGUUGGGUAUCUCGUCCACCUGCUGAAAUCUGCACGUCCACUGAGAGAUUCUACCUACUCAUCUCAUACAUCAAGGGGUGAAUCUACCGAAGCAGGAAGCACCAGCUCUUUCUUGUCCCGCAGGACAUCCGACGCACUGGAGGAGUUUGAAUCUUUCAAGGAAACAAGGGAGAACCUGCUAGCACGUAGUAGAUCUCGGCUGCAAGAUUCAUUGGAUAAGCCCUAGUGUUGAUGCAGUCUGUGGUUCGAUUCCUCAAAAGGUGAAGGGUCCAAACUGUAGAGUAAAGAUCAUAUGGCGAGCCUGGGUAAACUCUUUAUUUCAGACUAGUCCGUGUGUAAAUAGCUAAUUAACUGGCGCUUGAUUC